Letharia columbiana is the source of this 1254-nucleotide messenger RNA. RefSeq lists its product as uncharacterized. The transcript is spliced from 2 exons. The record is from RefSeq and is a predicted model, not a curated record. Gene Ontology annotation, cellular component: plasma membrane; mitochondrion; lipid droplet. Lineage: Eukaryota; Fungi; Ascomycota; Lecanoromycetes; Lecanorales; Parmeliaceae. Bases 1 to 1254 code for a protein of 417 amino acids. Gene Ontology annotation, biological process: glycolipid biosynthetic process.
AUGUCUGAUCUCGAGCCGAAAGUGUAUGAUCUUAUUGUUUUUGGUGCUACCGGGUACACUGGAAGGCUUUGCGCGGAGUACAUCUCUACAAGCCUACCAACGAAUUUGAAAUGGGCCGUUGCUGGUCGAUCUGAAAAGAAAAUGGUGGCUAUGAUGGACGACUUGGGGGCAAUAAACACUGAUCGCCUUCAGCCGGGCAUUGAGAUUGCUUCUCUUGACCCCGGGGAUCUGAACACUCUUGCGAGGAAGACUCGGCUGUUGAUAAACACCGUUGGACCAUACCAUCUCUAUAGCUCACCUGUUGUCGAAGCUUGUGCUAAGAAUGGCACACACUACCUCGAUGUUACUGGAGAGUCACCUUGGGUUCUAGAGAUGAUCGUGAAGUAUCACGAGAUAGCAAAAGCCAACCACGCAAUCAUAAUUCCAGAGAUCGGGGUUGAGUCUGCGCCAUCAGAUCUUCUGGCCUUCGCAUUGGUUACUCUGAUCAGAACAGAGUUGUCGUUAGGUACAAAAGAAGUCAUUGCAAGCGUACACGACUUGAAGGGUACUCCUUCCGGUGGUACGCUGGCCACAAUUCUUUCUAUGAUGGACCACUAUAGUCUCAAACAAAUCGGAAAGUCCGGCGGCUCCUGGGCUACCUCUCCUGUCCCCGGACCAAGUCCUCAAAGCUCACCGUCUUGGGUCAGCAGACUCCUAGGCGUUCGAAGUGUGCCAGGUUUGGGAACACUGACAACGUCUAUAUCAGCUGCACCAAAUAUCGCUGUGGUACAAAGAAGCUGGGGCUUGUUUGAUGCUGGCAAGCUCUACGGUAGCAGGUUUCAGUACAACGAGUAUAUGAGGGUCCGUAACUCUGUCGUUGGCAUAGCUAUGCACUUUGCUCUUGCUUUCGCCGGGUUGGCGUUGAUCUUCUCCCCUGUUCGAUGGUUGGCGAAGAAAUUUAACUACGCGCCUGGUGAAGGUGCCGAUAAGGAAGUAACAAGACACGAAUAUCUCGAGUGUCAUGCCGUCGCUACUGCCGACGAAGAUGGGCUCAACCCAAGGCGUGCUUUCGCGAAGCUGAGAUGGGAUGGCAGCCUAUAUCAAUUGACAGGAGUAUUUCUCGCAGAAGCAGCGAUGGUGCUCCUCAAUGACGAGAAGCUGGUACAGCGCCUGGAUGGUGGUCUUCUUACCCCAGCAACCCUAGGCCAGCCAUUCAUUGAUCGGAUGAAGAAUGCUGGGCUUUUCUUUGAGGUUGAGAUGAUGCCUGACCAAUGA